AUGGUGAAAAGACAAGAAAAGCGGAGACAUGUGGUUGAAGCUGUCAGGCUUCACCCUCCUGAAACUGCAAAGGCUAUUGUAGCGAACGCUGUUCGUGCGAUGCCGCAUAGCGUUCGAUUGUGGAUGAAAACUGCUGAGAUCGAAACUGAUUUGAAAGCGAAGAAGAAGGUCUUCCGUAAAGCCUUGGAACAAAUUCCUACUUCUGUUCGACUUUGGAAAGCUGCCAUCGAACUGGAAGAGCCAGACGAUGCGCGUGUUUUGCUCACUCGUGCGGUGGAGUGCUGCAGUUCGAGCACGGAACUUUGGUUAGCUCUGGCUCGCCUCGAGACGUACGAAAAUGCACGAAAAGUUCUCAACAAGGCUCGCGAACACAUACCAACCGAUCGUCAAAUUUGGCUUUGUGCUGCUCGCUUAGAGGAAACUCGUGGUCAAAAGGACAUGGUUGAUCGAAUAGUGCAAAAGGCGCUGACUUCUUUAACCGCAAAUAUGGUGGAGUUGAAUAGGGAACACUGGAUGAAAGAUGCGAUUGAUGCCGAAAGAGCCGGUUGUACUCUCACUUGCCAGGCCAUUAUACGUCAUGUGAUUGGAGCCGGUGUCGAGGAUGAAGAUAAAAAAGCGACAUGGCUUGAGGACGCUGAUUCCUUUGCAAAACAGGGAGCACUUGCAUGUGCCCGUGCUGUGUACGCGCACGCACUGCAAAACGUGGAGAAAAGAAAAGGAAUCUGGUUGGCUGCUGCACAUUUCGAAAAAACGCAUGGAACUACUGAAGAGUACGAGAAGUUGUUGGCUGAUGCGACGGCUUCUUGUCCACAAGUCGAAGUGCUGUGGCUGAUGUACGCGAAGUCAAGGUGGCUACACGGCGAUGUCGCCGGUGCUCGAGAAAUUCUAGCAAAGGCGUUCGAGCAUAAUGCUAAUUCUGAAGGUAUCUGGAUGGCCGCCGUGAAAUUGGAAUCUGAAAACAAUGAAUUCGCAAGAGCCCGUCGUCUGCUCGAAAAAGCACGUCGUAACGCUCCUUCGGCGCGAAUAUGGAUGAAGAGCGCCCGACUUGAAUGGUGUCUAGGCGAUUUAGACAAAGCUAAAGAGCUCAUCAAGGAAGGCCUGUCCAAGUAUGUGGAUUUCGCGAAGUUCUACAUGAUGUUGGGACAAAUUCUUCUGCAGGAAAAUAACCCUGAGGAGGCUCGAAAGGUUUUCACUGAAGGAAUCAAGAGAUGCCCUGGCGCUGUUCCUCUUUGGAUACUUUUAAGCCGUCUCGAGGAAUCACAAAAGCAAAUCAUCAAAGCCAGAUCUGAUUUGGAAAAGGCUCGUAUCCGUAAUCCACGAAAUGAAGACCUAUGGUUGGAAUCUGUGCGACUCGAGAUGCGCGCCGGUUUGCGUGAGCUCGCUUCUGAGCGAUUGGCCAGGGCCCUGCAGGAGUGUGAGAGUUCAGGACGGCUGUGGGCAGAAGCAAUUUGGAUGGAGGAGCGACAUGGUCGACGCUCGAAAUCGGUGGACGCUCUCAAGCGAUGCGAGCACAAUCCGCACGUGAAAAAGGCUCGAGAAUGGUUCCAAAGGGCAAUUAAUGUAGAUCCAGAUAACGGGGACGCGUAUGCACAUUGCUACAAGUUUGAAUUGUUACUUGGCACUGAGGAAGAACAGCAAAAAGUGAUCAAGAAGUGUGAGGACGCAGAGCCGCGACAUGGUGAGUUAUGGGUAGCUGUCUCGAAGGAUCCAAAACAUUGGCGGAAGCAAACUGCAGAGAUCUUGAAAACAGUUGUUACAAAUAUUCCUAUACCUGUAUAG
Molecule: messenger RNA, 1779 nt
Organism: Ostertagia ostertagi
Lineage: Eukaryota; Metazoa; Nematoda; Chromadorea; Rhabditida; Trichostrongylidae
Source: the annotation of a GenBank genome assembly